This is a messenger RNA of Oryza sativa Japonica Group (Japanese rice), 3464 nucleotides long. RefSeq lists its product as uncharacterized. The record is from RefSeq and is a predicted model, not a curated record. NCBI's taxonomy places the organism in Eukaryota, Viridiplantae, Streptophyta, Magnoliopsida, Poales, Poaceae.
GGCCCUUCUCGGCUUCUCCUUCCUUUUUCCCUCUCUCUCUUCAUAUCAAAGAGACGCACCGAACAAGAAGCACAAAACCCACUUUCAUCAAUUCUCUCUGCGGCGAUCGCCGAGGGAUCCAAUGGCGCACGCGGCGCGGCCAUUGGGUGGGCGCGCGCGAAACCCUAGCCCCGGGCCCGCUCGGCCGCCGCCGCCGUUCGCGGCGGCGGAUGCUGCCGCCGCCGCUGACCUCCGCGACGCGCCACGGAGGGUUGCGCGGAUGAAGGAUAGAGCUUGUGCAACUUGUGGUGAUAAAAUUGAUUCAGGAAAUGUAAUACGUUGUCAGUGCAAGAAAUCUCCAGAGCAUGCAAAGCAUGAAAUCCAUCAUACGAAUGAUGCAAUGCUUGAGGCAAAGGGAUUUGCAAAGCCAAACUCUUCAAAUAAGUAUGGGAUGCACAAAUCUUCUGGUGGUACAUAUUCAAAACCUGAUGCAAGAGUAAAGAUAAUUCCUGCAGAAGAAAUUACAUAUGUACGUCAUGGAAAACUAUGUGGUAAAACUGUUGGCUCAGAUGGAUUACAGAAAAGGCAACGCAGACGAAGUGUCACCCCCCCUCCGAGUUCACGUAAAGUGUCUCUUGUGACACCUACAGUGGUUAAUCAGAGGCCUACACCACCAGUCUCACCAGCUGCCUCGCGUAUCUCUCCUAACCGGCCUGGGACAGCUAAAAAUGUUCACUCAGUCGUUACCUCAUGUAUCUCUCCAAACUUGACCGGGAAAGCUGAAAAUGGUCACUCACUUGCUACCUCAGGUAUCUCUCCUAACUGUCCUGGGGCAGUUAAAAAGAUUCACUCACUUGCUACCUCACCUAUCUCUCCUAACUGGCCUGGGGCAGUUAAAAAGAUUCACUCACUUGCUACCUCACCUAUCUCUCCUAUGUGGCCUGAGACAGCUGGAAAUGGUCACUCACUUGUUGGGGGCUAUAUCACAAAUUCCUUUACAACACAAAUAGCUUAUCUUUCACAGCGUCCAUCACCAUUCUGCAGGGCUGUUCUUUCACAGCCUUCUGGGACACCUCUUGGUACUGAUGCCACUGCUCCCAAGAAUCUUAGCAGAUCGGGUAAUAGAGAAGCAUAUGUCAAAAGUUGCAGUUCACGCACCAGAACCUUCUCAUCUGCGCAUGCACAUUCAACUGUAGUUCCUCCUGGUACAAAUGCAGAACCUUCUGCUGAAAGUUUUUGUGCGCCUGGCAAUGAGAAGUCAUCCCCUAUGAGCUGUAAGUUGGGCACGUUACAAUGUCAAGGCACAAGAACUGCUGUGGCGCCUUCAGUGCAAAAAAAGCUAACCAUGGAGCCUGCAUUACCGAGCCCAAAAUCUGUGCUUAGUGAAAAGUCCAACGAGGCAUAUCCUGAUACUGCUCCAAGGCCUUCUUCCAGACCAAAUUUAUUUGAUACAAAAUGCAAGGUGGGCUCACCGCAAAGUGAAACAAUCAUUCCUCCAUCACAAAGUCCACAGUCUACAUCUCAUGCACGAUGUGUUGAACCGCCUGAUGAUUUUGAAGCAGUUCCAUCUACUAAGAGCCAUAUAAUUACAGAAAAACAAAUGAACCAGGAGGCACCAAUCAAUUGUAAUGUAUCUUCAGGUAUCCCAGUAAUUUUACAUACAAAGCUGCACAAGAAGCAUUACCAACCAGAAGCCUGCUGGAAGGGUAAAUUUGAAGUGACUGGAGAGCUAACACAUAUUUGUGAUGGACUUGAAGCCCAUUUCCCUUUCGAAAUUUCUGCCCAAGUAUAUGAGGCUUCAAAACAAAUGCCUGAAAUAUUAAAGCUAGAGGCUAGACCUCUUUCUCAUCUGUGGCCGAAAACAUUCAAGAUGAAACCUCCAGAAGGACAAGAUAUUGGACUGUGCUUCAUUAGCUCUCUUCAAAGACCAAAUGGGAGUUCUGACCAUCUCCUGAAAAAUAUUUCUUCGCAUAUUGGGUUACGAACCAAGAUUGGUGCUACUGAGUUGCUGAUAUUUUCAUCCAAGUUACUUACCCAAGAAUAUCAAAGAAAAUGUGAUAAGUUUUACUUUUGGGGUGUUUUCCGGGCGCUGCACAGAUCCUAUAAUCAAACAAGUAUGUCAUUUGAUGCAACAGGAUGCAAAGAGAUUGAGAGGCACAAAAAUAAGGAAACUGGCAAGAUUUUGGAGACACAAGACAAAAAAACAGAGAAGGAAAAAUGUGGGGAGAUUGGUAAUAAAUUGGAUUCGGCAGUUAGCAGAGAAAGAGAUAGGAUCAACGAAUGCAUGAGAAUGCUGACUCCUGAUCCAAAUGCUGCGGCAAGCUCUUCAGAUUUUACUUGUCAAUCUGCUCCUAGAGUUCCUGCUGGUUCUGACCUUGUUUUGGACACACCUCCCGGGUUUCCUCAUGAUGACCCUCCAGGCCUCACAAAAGCCCAUUGUCUCCUCCAUACAGGAGAAACCACUGAGCCUUACAUAGACUCAUCUCCAAGCCUUAAUUUGGGCGUACCUCCAGGGCUUUCUCUUGAUAUCCCUCCUGGCUUUAUGAAAGCUCAUUAUCUCCCUCAUACAGGAGAAACUACUGAGUCUCACAUAAACCCUUCUCACAGUCACAGCCUUUCUUGGGACACCCCUCUAGGAUUUUCUCUUGAUGUUCCUCCGGGAUUUACUAAAGCCCAUCGUCUACCCAUAGUAUCUACUGCUGGAUCUGAAACUGUUGUUUCUGAAAAGAAACCCCUCAUUAAGUUCACUCUGAAUGUUCCAAGGGUUGCACAAACAGAAGCCAUUCCUGGAUUUAUUAAACUGCUUGCAGUGAAACAAGAGCCUGGGUUGCCUGCAAUCUGUAUGGCCACAGAGAAGGCAUCAACUGGAAAAGAAGAUGAAAUUAAAAGUAAGCAGGAUGAGGUAGUAACAGAACGGGACGAAAGCUCAGAGGAGCGUUUGUUUCCAAAGACCAGGCUUCUUUCUGAUAUUCUGAGCUCUUCGGCGGCUUCUAAUGCGAACACAAAUGCUUCACCCAAGCCUACAAGCAAGUUUCAUGAUGCACCAGACAACCAAAUACAGGACAGAAAGAGAGAUCACCCAGAAUCACCCGAGCCUUCUCCUGCAGAUACACUCAAAAGGCUCAGGGUGAAUGGGCGCAUAGCUCUAAACAGAGUCAUGGAUCGUCGAACAUUGAGUUCCCAACCAAUCUCAAGGGAAGGAUUAGUUGAUAUACAAGUGUCAGGUCCUACAGUACUGACGAGAAGCAAAUGCUGUAGUUGGCAACAUUUCAGGUGAUGAAUGUGCAUGUUUUGUAUGCAGCGAAGAGUUCCCAACGGGGUGAUUUGUGGCGCUCCAUAUCAUUUGUUUUAAGCAACAGGAAGCGGCACCUUUUCGUUUUAAGCAACACUUGUUAACAAAAGUGCGCAGCUUUGGGUUUCUUGCGAGGUGUAGCUAACGAGUAACCUGGUACCACCAAAUAUCAACGAAACCAUUUGCUAUAUCA